AUGGAUCGCGGCUCCCGGCCCGCGCGGCCGCAGUCGGUCGACGAGCUCGUCCGGCAGGCCGAGAACUUCAACUUCAACCCCAACAUCCCGUUCAAGCACUGGACGCGCGCCGCCGACACGCUGUAUCAAGAGGCGCACUUUGCCCUCGCAGACGGCGACUAUGGACGCGCCUUUCUCAUGCUCUACCGGCACUCGUCGCUGGUCAUGAAGCUCGUCUCGCACCCCCAGUACCGGGACCCCGACAGCAAGAAGCUGUUCCGGCCGCUGUCGAAGCGCACAAACGCCGUCCUCGACGACAUGGAGCGCAUCAAGCCCGUCAUCGUCGACGAAUACGCCGAGUGGGAGCGCAUGGCGGGCGGCGUCCACGCCCAGCAGCGCCCGUCCCGCUACGAAGAUUACGCCGCCCGCGACCCCAGCCUGAGCGGGCACGCCAAGGUGCUCGACGCGUCGGAGAACCAGGAGCUGGCCGUCGACCUGGCCCAGCAGGAGCUGGCGCGGAGGGACAGGGCGCGAGAGUCGCGGGCGCCUGCGCGUGCCGACGGCCACCGCGCCAAGGACUGGUACCACGGCGACGACGGCGACCUUCGCAGCCAGAUGGAGGCCGCCCGGCGUGCCCUGAGGCCCGACGCCCACGACGAAAAGACGGACGGCGGCGCCCCGGCGGCGCAACACUACAGCUAUCCGUCCAUCUCCAGAUCUCAGGCCGUCUCGUACGAGCCUCAGCCACGCGUGCCGGCGCCGAGCCGGUCGCCAGGGCCCAUCCGGCCGCCCAAGGAAUCUCUGCCGGAGCAACGAUCGCUAACCUCGCCGGCCAUCCCAGGCAAGGUGCCGCUGGACCGGCCGCCGACGCUGGCCACGGAGCCCCGGUCCGUCGAUGUGCCGCCCCGCCCGAAGAAGGAACGCAUCGCAUUCAGGCCCGGGGCGUACCUGGAAAACGGCGACCCGAUCCGCCCCGUGUUUGUGCCGAACCAGCUGCGGCGGCGCUUCCUCGAAAUCGCGGCCGAAAACACGCGCGCCGGGCUCGAGAUGUGCGGGAUCCUCUGCGGCACGCCCGUUAACAACGCCCUGUUUGUGCGCUGCCUGCUGAUCCCCGACCAAAAGUGCACGUCGGACACGUGCGAGACGGAAAACGAGGGCGCCAUGUUCGACUACUGCGCCGGCGAGGACCUGCUCGUGCUCGGCUGGAUCCACACGCAUCCUACGCAGACGUGCUUCAUGAGCUCGCGCGACCUGCACACGCAGGCCGGCUACCAGGUCAUGAUGCCCGAGAGCAUCGCCAUCGUGUGCGCUCCACGGUUCCAGCCCUCGUACGGCAUCUUUCGCCUGACGCACCCGCCCGGCCUCGACCACAUCCUCAACUGCAACCACCAGGACACGUUCCACCAGCACUCGAUAGACAACAUUUACCGGCAGACGGAGCACCCCAACGGGCACGUCUACGAGAGCGACAAGCUGCCGUUCUACGUGCAGGACCUGCGGACCAAGUAG
Messenger RNA from Purpureocillium lilacinum, 1488 nucleotides. RefSeq lists its product as uncharacterized. The record is from RefSeq and is a predicted model, not a curated record. Gene Ontology annotation, molecular function: metal-dependent deubiquitinase activity; protein binding; K63-linked deubiquitinase activity. Gene Ontology annotation, biological process: protein K63-linked deubiquitination. Lineage: Eukaryota; Fungi; Ascomycota; Sordariomycetes; Hypocreales; Ophiocordycipitaceae. Gene Ontology annotation, cellular component: endosome; membrane.